This is a messenger RNA of Lagenorhynchus albirostris (white-beaked dolphin), 1065 nucleotides long. RefSeq names its product glutamate rich 6B (gene ERICH6B). The coding region runs from base 1 to 1065 and encodes 354 amino acids. The record is from RefSeq and is a predicted model, not a curated record. NCBI's taxonomy places the organism in Eukaryota, Metazoa, Chordata, Mammalia, Artiodactyla, Delphinidae. The transcript has 10 exons.
AUGCCGUCUACAUCCUCGGUGAAGCGCGAUGGAGAGUUCCUGGGCUUGCAGGACAAGAGCACGCAGACGGAGUGGAGCUGUGAAAGCCGGCAGGAGAAGAAGAACACCGAGGGCCCACAUUUCCCAGUCGCUGUUCACUGCAGCCCCAGAGUUGUGACCAGCUCCUAUCAGUCAGUGUUCGGGACCAUGCUCAGAGAAAUGGCGGCUAGCAGUGAACUGGAGGAGGAUAUUAACAUUCCCCUGACCCGUCAUCUGGAGAGAGAGACCAGAAGGAAACUGGGAAUUCUGCUGAAGAAAAAUUUUGGAAAAUAUAAGGAAACAAUCCUCUGGAUUAUGAAGAAACGUGAAAGUAAGAACCCUCUCCCACCUUCCACCCCCGCUGCCCGGCUCUCCUGGGUACAUCAAGGUGAUGCAAAAAUCAUUCUCUACCCCAGUGAGAUUGUCUUCCAAAUUCUCUUUCCUGAUGGAUCAGGCCAGAUACAUUAUCCAUCAGGACACCUGGCUAUGCUCAUCCUCAGUAUAAAAGAGGGAAAGUUCACAUACAUCAUUCUGGAAGACAGUGAAAAUAUGUGUGUCCGGGCCCUUAUCAACAACUCUGGCCAUGCCACCUUCUAUGAUGAAAAUGGAAACAUCUGGUUGAACCUGAGCCCAAACCUGGGAUACUACUUCACCAGAGACAAGUACCAGAAGGCCUGGAACUGGUGGGAUCUGAACCUCCACAUCCAUGCACCCCCCGUCCAGCCCAUCUCCUUGAAAAUCAACCAGUACAUCAAGGUACAAAUAAGGAGCCAGGAUAAGAUCAUCUUCCGCUUCAUCCACAAGCAGCAGCACAUUUGCUUAAACCUAGGCACCAAGUACAAGUACAUUACCCCGGCGGUGCUGAGCGAAAUGAAGAAGGAAGCAGUCCUGGAGAUGGAAUUCAGUUCAACGGCUCAGAAGAUCCAGAUCCUUCUAGGGAAAAUGAGGACGAUCCUGAGUACACUGACCACCUCUGAUUUGGAAUGCUUCAUACAGGCGCUCAGCGUGGCGCUGCACAGCGUGGCGCCAGCACCCUACCGAGCCUAA